CUUGAUGUUUCCUUAGCUGCCAAUGGACGACAUAUAUGGUAGAGAGUUGUCUUUCAGCAAAGAAUCCUUCCUCACAGAGACUGGCCAUCGUGUUUGCCGGAUAAAAGUGUCCAGAAACAACAAUGGUGGAACUUCUAGCCUGUGGGCGGGGUUUGUACUUAUAGCUGGUUUGCUGUGCAUCUGUAGAAUGUCUUGUUUUGUGGUGAACACUUCACAAUAUAUUACUGUUCCCAUUAGUGUUGAGUUAUCAGCAUAUCUGAUAAUAGUAGGACUGAUACUGUUAUCCAAUAAUACUGGCUCACCUCCUAAAGAUACUCUUCUAGUCAUGGAAAGGAUUGGUAUUCAAAUAACUCAUGAGUCAGGAUGGCUUUGGUCAAGACCAAGUUCUCUCUUUCUUUCCCUUCGUUCAAUACACAAUGUCAUAAUGGUGGAAACAUUCUUCAGGCACAAGGUUAUCUUCUACCUGGCAAUAUUGAUAAAACCCGAUGAUCAUUGUGAGCUCAAAAAUACAAAAAUGAUACCCAUUUUUACAGAUUUAUUGCCUAGACACAGAUUACUUGUUGAUGUGUAUCAGGAGAUAAUGUCAUUAUUAGAUUUUGGUGAGUAAAUUAAGCUUCUCUCCAAAACUGUCAAUAAAAUAAUAUCAUCAUCAUCAAUCUCUUUGCAAUCAUUUUAAAAAAUAACAAAUUAUUAAAAA
Molecule: messenger RNA, 697 nt
Organism: Amphimedon queenslandica
Lineage: Eukaryota; Metazoa; Porifera; Demospongiae; Haplosclerida; Niphatidae
Exons: 5
Coding region: 23-607 (194 amino acids)
Biological process (GO): GPI anchor biosynthetic process
Cellular component (GO): glycosylphosphatidylinositol-N-acetylglucosaminyltransferase (GPI-GnT) complex
Source: RefSeq, a predicted model, not a curated record